Trichoderma citrinoviride is the source of this 423-nucleotide messenger RNA. RefSeq lists its product as hypothetical. Lineage: Eukaryota; Fungi; Ascomycota; Sordariomycetes; Hypocreales; Hypocreaceae. The transcript has a single exon. The annotation marks the transcript as partial. The record is from RefSeq and is a predicted model, not a curated record.
GCUCUCGUCUGCUCUGGCUCUGUUGGCCUUAUCUGGAUGGUCAGCAGUCUGAUGUGGGCGGCCAUGCAACGUAAAAUCCUUCUACAUUUGACAGCCCCAUGGGCCGGGAUGGGGUGGAACUUGGAGUCUCGGAGAUAUGAAUCUCGGAUCCGCGGGCUAGCAUCACUCUUUGAGGAUGAGAUUCUCAGAGACAUCGCUUCUUAUGCCUGGUACUGUCUGCUUCACCUGGUCAUGUACCUUGAUUUUGUCAAGAGCGAUAUACCUCUUGGAUCACCGACUCAGCAAGCAAUCAUUAUUUGCUUGAUCCCAGUUGCUAUACCCUACAGAUUCUACCUUGAGUGGCCGGUCCUCACAAAGGGACUCAUCCUAUGGUGGGCACAGAUCUGGCUUCGGCACAUAUUCUGGUCCUUCUCAGGUAUGAUA